Molecule: messenger RNA, 948 nt
Organism: Zychaea mexicana
Lineage: Eukaryota; Fungi; Mucoromycota; Mucoromycetes; Mucorales; Lichtheimiaceae
Exons: 8
Coding region: 1-948 (315 amino acids)
Source: RefSeq, a predicted model, not a curated record
AUGGUACCCGGCGUAACAUUGGACCCUGAAGUUGAGAAGUGGGAAGUCAAUGGAGUAGUGGUUUCCGAACUGUUACUUAAAUACCGAGAAGAAAGCAUUAAAAAGGGAGAGAAACAAGUGCUGGACAUUUAUCAAGAAGAGCUUUCUCUCAAUGGUAUUUUUCUAUUUGAUGACUUGAAUUGCGUUUAUCCGGAUUGCUCAUUAGUGUAUGGGUUUGAUCGUGACACCUGGCAAGCGGUUAUGAAUGAAUGCAAGGAGCUAUAUCCCGCUCAAUCGUUGUCAAAAAAAACUAAAAAAAUCAUAAACAAAUUUGCGGAGGCUGGCGCUGAAAAUUUCGAUAAAUGCGACAAGAUUGUUGAGAAACUGAACAACAAAGAUCAGAUCCGAGAAUCGCUGCGCAAUAUUCGAAAACGCUUGGAGCUCUUGAUUCGGGAGGGCUUACUUGCACUUCUACAAGACGUCCCUGAGGACGAUCGGCCUACAGUCUACGCUGACAAUGUUGACUGGCGUGAGAUAAUUGUCGCCUCAAAUACUGUGGAUCCGAAAAGAAUUCUCGAUUACAUGUAUUUCACACCCUCCAAGGGAGCAAGGUCACCAUCACAAGCUUUCACUAAAGAAUUCCGCCAAGCACAUGAAGCUAUGGACUCAAAUUUGAAGUGGAAGUUGUCCACUGGAACGGUGGUAGAAGACGUGUUGUUUGACUAUGGCCUGAACUGCAAUUAUGAAGAUGUUGCGCAUAGCUUUAUUAUCGAUAUGACAUGCAAGGAACUCAUGGAGAAGUUUACGGAAAAGGGGAUUGAAGAAAUUGGGGAGAGAUCGAAGCAUCCGCUUCCCGACAUUCCGGAGAAACUUAUGGAAUGUGUUAACGGUUAUGUUGGCCUGACCACUAUUGAAUGCUUAGAAACCCGUGUGCGAAAGCGACUAUAUGCUUUCGGCACUGAUUUUUAA